AUGGCUUUACCUUGCAAAUUGGAUAUUAUUGAAGAGCUUUUCGGAAGCCGCGAAAUUGAAUACUUCUCAUGUUGGGACAUGAUAUACGAACAUUUAUCGCAAUCGUUACCCCAACCAACCAAGAUGUCUUUACCCUACACGGCAGCAGGCAGCUUUGACCCGCCAUUGCCCACUGCAGAAGAUGUUGCACGUGGACAGAACAUCCGUGAUCAUAUGCGGGGGCCACACUGGUUGUACAGGGUCUUUGACAAAUACGUUGUGAAAUUUUCGACAAGCCAGACUAUUCUACAGGAGGCGGAAAAUCUCCUCUACCUUGAGAAAAACUCAAAAGUCCGAACGCCCAAGGUAUUUGCGGUGUACGCUCAUGACGGCGAAGACCCUUUCGGCUGGUACCCAGGCACUCAAACAAGAUUUUACUAUCUCGUUAUGGAGUACAUCACAGGUACAACGCUUUCUUCCGAAACAUGGAGCACUUUCGACCCGGGUGUACAAAAGAUUAUAGGCUCCAAGAUUGCGGAACAAUUGAAGAAAUUACGCGAAGUAAGACUCGAAUCUGACCCCUACUACGGACGAAUCUAUAAACAAGGAUGGGAUCCCGGCUUCAACAUGCUUACACUCCCUGGAAACAAGAUCUGCGGGCCCUAUAAAUCGUACGAAGAUUUUGUGGAUGCAAUGUAUGAGACCGCAAAAUUUCGUGCCGCAUCUGGAAUCGGCCUAUUUUCGACCCCAUUCAGUGACAGGACAUUGUUUACAAUGAUAAACUUCAAGUACUCCUUAAACGCAGUUACAGCGGAGGACAAACUGCCUACUCUAACUCAUCUGGAUCUGAAGCUGGAUAACAUUAUGCUUCAGCAAGAUGGUGAUGAAUAUCGCGUUACUAUCAUCGAUUGGGAGUGCCUUGGAUGGAUGCCGGCAUGGGUCGAUGCGAUUAGGAUUGGCGACCGUGGUAGAAAGGCAUAG
Cucurbitaria berberidis CBS 394.84 is the source of this 960-nucleotide messenger RNA. RefSeq lists its product as uncharacterized. Lineage: Eukaryota; Fungi; Ascomycota; Dothideomycetes; Pleosporales; Cucurbitariaceae. Gene Ontology annotation, molecular function: protein kinase activity. The coding region runs from base 1 to 960 and encodes 319 amino acids. Gene Ontology annotation, biological process: protein phosphorylation. The record is from RefSeq and is a predicted model, not a curated record. The transcript is spliced from 3 exons.